Molecule: messenger RNA, 1179 nt
Organism: Canariomyces notabilis
Lineage: Eukaryota; Fungi; Ascomycota; Sordariomycetes; Sordariales; Chaetomiaceae
Exons: 2
Coding region: 1-1179 (392 amino acids)
Source: RefSeq, a predicted model, not a curated record
AUGCCAGACACUCGCGAGGACGGAGUAUUUAUCCCGCUGCAGGACUCAGGCCGCGCCAGCCUCUGGCUUGCCCUUCCACCGCCGUCCUCGGGAAUCAUGAUGCUGGCGCGCACCGGCUACCCCUCUCCUAGGAGCGGAAGAGGCAGGAGUGAGGCAGCAUAUACAAUUCGAUCGGUUUGCUGGGCGAUGCCUGAAGUCCAUCAGUUGGAGUUCGCGCUUCCUCGAGCCUCGGUCGAUCCCGUUUCGAAACGGCUGCGCUAUGCGACACCAUAUUAUCUCGUUGACACUUCACACCGCCCAAAUCAACGGCCUCAGCCGUCGCCAUCCCGUGACCCAGGCUUACAAUCCGCCCAACCAGACUCAAGGCAGUCAAGCGACGAUGAAGACUUUGUCACCGCUCCAGAAAGCCCCGUCAUGCCAGGCAAAGCCCCUGCGAAGCCAGGGGAACCGGCAUCAAUUGAUUUCAAGCACAUCAUGAACCGCCUCGAACGGUUUACCCUCUCGCCCAUCGACACCGAGUCAAGCUCACUUCCAGGCCAUGAACCACCGCUGGACGUCUUCUACCCCUAUCUUCCGGAGCCCUCUUACAGCCCCUCACCCUCUCUACGCCCCAGCCUAUUCAUCGACGAUGAUUACUUCCCGGACCUAGACUCAGAACCAGAAGCAGACGACCGCGAGCAUCGCCACUGCCUUUACUCCUCAACUCCCAGUCGCACACACAACAGUUCACGCAGCGGCUCUUCACCUUCACCACCGCCAACUCCCCGGCCAACCUCAAACCACCCCAACCCCGAUCCCAACCCCGGCGUAGACCCUUACUCAACCCCAACCGGCGCCACCGCUAGCACUAGCACAACCACCAACCAGAUGCAAUUCACCACCCUCUCAGCCCUUUGGUCCUCCGCCCAAUCCAACCAAACCACCACCACCACCCCCCAACCACCAAUUACCUUCCCUUCCUUCCCUUCCUUCCCUUCCUUCCCAGAGUUCCCACCCCUAGGCCCGCCCUGUCUCUCCUGCCGCCGCCCGUCCACCUUCGGGCGCGUCGCAAGGUCCAACACCAACGGCAACGCCCAACGGCCCUUUUACCGGUGUGCGCCGUGCCGCAGGUGGGUUACCUGGGCCGACCUGCGCGGGGGCGAUGUGCGGGCCGGGGAGGAGGUUUUGGGUUUGUACUGA